AUGGAGCAAAUCUCCCAGAGUUUGGACCUGAAUCAAAGGUCAAGCAAAAGAUCUUAUUCGUCAAUUGAGCCCAUUCUGAUCCACAAUGACAAUGGUCAUGAAACGGUACCUGAUAAGAGCUAUACAGGACACAUAUCCUGGGUAACGGAUAUGCUGGGAUCUGAUAAACUAGUCGCCUUUCAUGAAAAGCAAAGAGCAUUUAGAGCUCGUCGAAAGCCUGGCACGGUUCAUUUCUUUUUGGCCACUAUUGUUUUCAUACUGUUGGUGCUAUUUGGUGCUCGCUCUUACAUGGCAGCUUCCUCACCCUCGUCUACUGCUAUGUUUGAAGCAGACCUCUUUGAAGUGCUACUGCCAACUUAUGCUGAUCUGAUCAAGGAAAUCCCAUCUUCCCAAUCCAUUCGUGACAUGUUGCACCAUUAUGCGUCCCAUGCCCAUCUCGCUGGCUCUCACAAUGACCAUGAACUUGCUAAAUGGACCCGCGAUCAGUUCGCCAAGUUUGGCCUCAAUAAUGCUACUAUUGAAACCUACUAUCCCUUCAUGAACUAUCCUACUGAACGCAAACUAGGCAUAGUUACUGGAAGUCCUGAUCUACUCUUUUUGGCAGACCUGCAGGAGUCAAAAGACAGCACGCCUACUUUCCACGCCUACUCUGCUGAUGGUAAUGUCACUGGCAGUGUAGUCUAUGCCAAUUACGGUCGUUUGGAAGAUUUCAUGCUGCUUGCUCAGAAAAAGAUUGAGCUCAAAGGCACCAUUGCUCUGAUGCGCGAUGGUGGUGUUCCUGGUAGCAUCAAGGUACAACAUGCUGAAACGUUUGGAUGUGUUGGUGCUCUUGUUUAUACGGACCCUGCAGACAACAAAGAUCUUGGUCCCACCGGUGUUCGUAGGGCAAGUGUUCAAUAUGGCUUUGUCCAUCCUGGAGAUCCCUCUACCCCUGGCUAUGCUGCUACUGUGAAUGCUACUCGCAAUGAGACCUUUACGAAUGUACCUCGCAUUCCAUCUCUACCCAUUUCUUGGGCUGAUGCUUUGCCUCUGCUUCGUGCUACUCAGGGUUUGGGAUUUGCAGAUCCUACUUGGGUAGGUGGCAUCCAGGAGAUGGACUACUUUUCUGGACCUAGUUUAGCGCAAUGCAAUCUGGUCAACUACAAUGAGCUGAAGAUGAAGCCAAUUUGGAACGUCAUGGCACGCAUUCCAGGCUAUGAAGAAGACGAAAAGGCCAUCAUCAUUGGUAACCAUCGCGAUGCCUGGGACCAAGGUGCUUCAGACCCAUCAUCUGGUUCAGCGGUUAUGCUUGAACUUGCAAGAGUGUUUGGUGUUUUGCUUGAACAAGGUUGGAAACCACGUCGCACCAUCAUUUUAGCCUCUUGGGAUGCCAAUGAAUUUGGAAAUAUUGGUGCCACUGAGUAUGUUGAAGACCAUUUGGCUUGGCUGAACAAGAAUGCCGUCGCGUAUUUGGACGUCGAUCAUGCUGUUACGGGUCCCCAUUUCAACGCUCAAGCUUCCCCCAUGUUGAAUCGCCUCUUGGUGGACGUUGCUUCCAUGGUCAUUGAUCCCCGUACCAGCAAAUCUGUGUACGAAUCCUGGGUCUAUCGUCAAAAGAAGGAGAAGGAUCAAUACGAUGAGCAUAGCUUAAUCUCGCCAGUCGGAAAAGCGCCUGGUUUGGAUACUGUUGCCUUUUUCGAGCAUGCCGGUAUCUCUAGCUUAUCCAUGUCCUUUGAUGGAGACAACACAUUGCUUCACAGCACCUUGGAUGACAUCUCCUGGAUGGAGCAGAUGGGAGACCCCACCUAUGAAUACCACCAAACAAUGGUCAGGCUAUGGGGUUUGCUGGCACUGCGCCUAUCGAGUGAUAUUGUUUUGCCAUUGUAUCCUAUGGACUAUGCAUUGGCUAUGAAACAGUAUUUGGACGAGCUUACAUGUGAUGAGGAAACAACAACAGCAACAAAAAAGAACAAACACCAUGGCAAUAACAACCAUAAUACUAACAAAACAUCAGAAAAUGACUUGCCUAAACUUUCGUCUGCUCUGGAUUCACUUUACAAGACCUCCAUCAAGUUCAACAACAAGGUACAAGACUUGAACGACUUUGUAAAUGUCGCCAACAAGCACGGUAAUAGCCACAAGAAAUGGCUCAAGAAGGUCAAGAGUGCCAAUAAUCGUCUUGUCAAGUUUGAGCGAGUCUUUGUCGAGAACCAGGGCCUGCUGUUGGACAGGCCUUGGUUCAAGCAUGCCAUCUACGGUCCAUCUGCCAAGUCUGGUUUAAUGCAAGCAUUCCCAAGCAUCAUUGAAUCAAGGGAAUUAAAGGACCUCAAGAAAGUAGAUGAGACUGAAAAGUCAUUAGCCUAUAUCCUCAAGAACGCACAAUCCAUGCUAUCCAAGGGCAAGUCAAAUAAGCAUAUCCGCAACUUGUAUGAUUGUGAUCAAGACGACGAAAUUGUUCUUUAA
Molecule: messenger RNA, 2442 nt
Organism: Mucor velutinosus
Lineage: Eukaryota; Fungi; Mucoromycota; Mucoromycetes; Mucorales; Mucoraceae
Exons: 4
Coding region: 1-2442 (813 amino acids)
Molecular function (GO): carboxypeptidase activity
Source: RefSeq, a predicted model, not a curated record